CGCGCGCUCCCCGUAUGUAGUUAUUUCCGUUAGCCAGUUGCUACAGCAAGUAAACAGUGGUUCCAGCGAUACUAGAUCGGCAGAUCGUAAAUCCGAGUGCCGGACACACCGUCUAAACAUGUCUGAAAAAGGAGAAGUUGAUUUGACGGGGGCCAAGCAAAAUACCGGCGUGUGGCUCGUAAAGGUGCCAAAGUAUCUUUCUCAGCAGUGGGCCAAAGCACAAGGAAGGGGCGAAGUUGGAAAACUAAGGAUUAGCAAGAAUCAAGGAAAAGCAGAAGUGUCUUUCACUCUGAACGAGGAGCUCACAGUGAUCGACAGUGUUGGGGACAAAGGGUCACAAGUGCACGUCCCCAGGGAGCACCCGUUCACCAUGCAGAUGGUAGGAGGACAGACGCUGGCCGUAUUCACGGAGACCUCAUCAGGGCAGUCAGAAGAGAGGUCUGACAGCAGUGUUCCAGAUAAGAUCGCCCUGGAGGGAGUGGUGGUCCAGCGUGCCGAAUGCAGACCUGCAGUCAGCGACAGCUACAUGAGAUUAAAGAGGCUGCAGAUUGAGGAGUCCUCCAAGCCGAUGCGUCUGUCGCAGCAGCUGGACAAGGCUGUUACAACCAACUACAAGCCUGUAGCCAACCACGCCUACAAUGUAGAGUAUGAGAGAAGGAAGAAGGAAGAAGGCAAGCGAGCACGAGGAGACAAGCAGCAAGUGCUGGACAUGCUGUUCUCUGCAUUUGAGAAGCACCAGUAUUACAAUAUCAAGGACCUGGUUGACAUUACCAAGCAACCUGUGACCUUCUUGAAGGAGAUCCUGCGUGACAUUGGUAUCUAUAACAUCAAGGGCACCCAUAAGAACACCUGGGAACUGAGGCCAGAGUACCGCCAUUAUCAGGGGGAGGCGGAAAAGAGUGACUAGCGGGUAUAUCAUGCAUCUGUCUAGAGCUGUGCCCUUGUGUUUUGUAUUCAGCUCAAGGACUACUCAAAGGGAACUUUGACUUUCUUGUCCUGGAACCUUUUUCAAACAUUGAACUUGACUUUCAGAUUUUUUGGAACAAGAACUUGUUUUCCUGAUUUCUUAAUAGCAGAAUACUGUGAGUUGUUAUGAAAAUGUACCAAUUGUUUUCCAUAUUUUUAGAAAAUCAUAAACAUUAAAUCAGUAUUAAGUUGAAUGGCUUUAUACAGAUAUGCAGGUUCUGUCAUUUAAUAUCUUGACACCAUAAUGAGGAUCCCACAGUAAUGUGAUGCAUUGAUUGGUAGUGUAGUGUUGCUUUAGAAAAGAUUUUGUAAAUAUUGUAAAAUAAAAAAAAAAAACUGAAAAACAUGUGCUCUUCUGUUAAAGUAGCAGAAAGAUAUUGAAAACUGUAAUGCAGUGUCAACUUUCCCAGUGUUACUUCUAUUUUUAACAUCUGGUUCAUUUAAUCCUUGAGUGGGGAGAGUAAACUCCUUGUAUCUUAGUAUAGAUGCUCUGCACUGUGUGGUGUAGUAAAUCAGUGCUUCCAUGUAGCGAAAAUGAUUGCCGGACAAAAUAUUAAGACAUUUUGAAAGGUAAGAGUUCAAAGAUAGCUGCAUUUGUUCUCAGGAGAAGCCUCACACAGAUAAGCCAACCACUCAGUUCUGACUCUACAAUGUUAAGAUACAAGAGUAAUGUUAUUUAAUGAUUAUUUUGGAAAAUGUCCACACGUUUUCUUCCUUUGAUUGACUGGCAUUCUAGAAAGCCCACUUUUCCAGCAAGCAGUUGUGAAGAAAUCAUCCUCCCACUCACUGUUGGAGUGGUAUGUUUUGGGCUUUUUACAGCCUGGUCCUGCACUAAUAAAUAAAUGUGCUAAUGAUUUGGUUUACGCUGCUGACGUUAACGGCUUCUUGCUGUUUCAUUGCCGCCAACUUGGCCUGGGUGAGUGUGGUAAGUACACAGUUGACCUGUGGAGUGCUUCUCUUGAGUGACUCACUCUUCAGGGGCUGUACUUUGGUUCUCCAAAGAGAUGAUAGUUACUAUAGUAACAGUUGCUAUGGAAAUGCUGGGAUGCCACUACAUCAGAACAGCUGUCAGCGGUAAGUGGGGGGGCCUUAUUAUAGUCAAAUAGUUAUAAAUUGCAUAUAGUCCACUUAGCCAAACUAUAUCCUGCACACCCUGAUUGGGGUGUGGAGUCUAAAAAGGCAUAUUGUACAGGCUAAAUCUGGUACUGGUAAAAUUAAAUUAGGGGUUGUCAUAUUCCCCAGCAGAAAUGCUUAUAAAUGUGUUGCACCUGUUCAGAGUGAAAGUGCCUUCUCAUUUCAUCUUACAUCAGCUUGUUAAUAUAGCUAACAUUUAUUUUUAGACUCAGGUUCUUGUCUCCUUUACUCUUAUUGGUUUUCUUCAGAGGAGUAAUCAACAGAAACUGCAGUCAGUGCUAGGAACUAUCAGUUCUAAAUGCUGGAAGAUGCACAACUCCAGUGUGAUGCUAUUUACAGCCAUUGUAGAAGUCACAAAAUGUACAUUUGUCCAUUUCCAGUUAAAUGACAUUUCACUGCCUGAAUU
Scleropages formosus (Asian bonytongue) is the source of this 2506-nucleotide messenger RNA. It is a transcript of the gene gtf2f2b, whose product is annotated as general transcription factor IIF, polypeptide 2b. The record is from RefSeq and is a predicted model, not a curated record. Gene Ontology annotation, cellular component: transcription factor TFIIF complex. Gene Ontology annotation, biological process: transcription by RNA polymerase II; transcription initiation at RNA polymerase II promoter. Bases 119 to 907 code for a protein of 262 amino acids. NCBI's taxonomy places the organism in Eukaryota, Metazoa, Chordata, Actinopteri, Osteoglossiformes, Osteoglossidae. The transcript has 9 exons.